AUAUGUCCGACGACAAGAAAGGUGUCGUUACUGAAGAUAUAGUAAAAAAUUUAUGCAAAGAUGGUGUGUUUUUCGAGGUAAACAGCAAUAAGAAUAAACAUACCUACGAUUAUUACGAAAAUGAGUUUUUCGACCAACCCGAGAAAGAAGAAAUGUCAGAUGAUGAUGGUUUCGAAGCUGGUGCUCCUGGUAGAUAUAAUUUCCAAGAGAUUAGUUCAUCUAUGGUAGUUAUAGACGAAGAAGGAUUGAUUAAAAAGCGUACUAUAAGAGAAGGAAGUGGGGAAAAAAUUAGUGCAGGUUGCUUUGUUGAAAUUCAUUAUAGUGGCUUUUGGGAUGGAGAAAGUAUGUCUUUCGACUCAACUUAUUUGCGUUCAGAAACUAAGAAAUUUAUAAUCGGAGGAGGUGAAGUAUUACCUGGACUCGAAGAGUCAAUCAAGACUAUGAGAGAAAAUGAAGAAGCUCAAUUUAUUAUAUCUUACAAACUAUUAUUUGGUGAGAGAGGUUGUCCACCGCGAGUCAAACCAAAAGCUGAUGCCUUAUUUAACAUCGAAGUGUUUCAUGUAAUAGAGCAUUAUAAUAUAACUAAACUCAAUAAAUCUAAAAGGCAAUCGAUUAAAUUUGAAGAGAAACUCAACUGCGCCAAAUCAUUGCAUGCAAAUGGUGUGCAAGCUUUUUCCAAAAAACAUAUAGGCACAGCAUUGAAAAUGUUUCAUCAAGCAGUCAACGUCCUACAAAAUGAUGAAGACGGCAUUACAGAUAAUAUGGAUGCCAAAACAGAGUUUUUAGUUAAACUGUUUAAUAAUUUAGCUGUAUGUUAUAACAAAGAAAAUAAGCCAUACAAAGCUUUAAAUAUGUGCGAUGAAAUAUCUAAACUAAUAGAUAUUGAAACUAACUGUAAAGCAUUGUAUCAAUAUGGAUGCGCUGUUUCCAAAUUAGGAAGAAACCAGGAAGCUUUAAAAACAUUCAAGAAGGCCCAAUUAUUAAAACCAACGGAUAUUAAUAUCCAAACGAAACUUGAAGAAACAAAAAAUGCCAUACAAAAAGAAAAUGAUCAAGAAAAAAAUAUGUGCAAAAAAAUAUUUUUGAUGGAAUCAUCAGAUAAUACUGAUGAUAAAAAGAUAUGUGAACCACAAAAACUAGUAAAUAAUCUUAUCAAUAAUAUUAAAAAACUGAAUACAUCCGAACUUUUCCAGCAAACAGAAAACACAGCUCCAAGAAACAAGGCAGCAUCUGCAGCAUUUGUAUCUGGACGUUUUUGUCAAGAAAUUAAAGACACCCUUUCGUAUUUCAAAACAUCUAAAUUAAAACAUUUAGAAUUGGCCAUGAAACUCUCUCCGUAUGAGAUAGAACAUUUAGAAAAUGAAGCAAAAAAAUUUGGAUUCCGGGUGGAAAAAAUAUCACAAAAUAAAAAUAUAUUGUGGAAAUAA
Molecule: messenger RNA, 1427 nt
Organism: Ctenocephalides felis (cat flea)
Lineage: Eukaryota; Metazoa; Arthropoda; Insecta; Siphonaptera; Pulicidae
Product: inactive peptidyl-prolyl cis-trans isomerase shutdown-like
Exons: 5
Coding region: 3-1427 (474 amino acids)
Molecular function (GO): protein binding; peptidyl-prolyl cis-trans isomerase activity
Source: RefSeq, a predicted model, not a curated record